ACAAUGACGAAUCCGUUUUGCUAGUGAUUUUACUACAUGCAUUGAGUAAACCACGGAGUAACUUACUCGCGUGGCAUCAUUCUUCUAUUUUCACAUCCGUGAGGUAACCAAUGGUGGCAAAUGACAGCAAGUGACGGAAAGACGUCGUUGAGAAAGUGACAACUGACAAGUGUUCUAGAACCUCCAAGAGUUCGACAUGGCAUACGUUUCUGAAGAUGGAUCUGUGCUCCAGACCGAACCCUGGCCUCGUAGAUUGGUUUCAUUUUUUUUGGGAAUUGUCUACAUGUUUUUCAUGUUUUUCAAGUCAUUCGUCAGCCCUGUUUUAAGUGUCGUUGGAACAUCUGAGGAUUCGUACAAUCAGGGCACAUACAGAAGGGACUACAGGCCUGGCUCAGGACCACCACGUCCACCUUCACGCAGACUUGGGAGACCGAAUACAGGAUCAUCCAACAUUUAUACUCCAGGACCAUGUGGUGGAUGCGGUUGUGGAUAAAAUUAAAAACCGAAUUCCCACCAUUCUUUCCAAGGCAUUCAUAUUUUAAAUCGCUAAGUCAAAUUGAAAUCAGAUGUUAUGAAAUGAAACGGUUGUAAGCUAUCAAAGUGAAGUAACUGAACUUUUAGUUAAACUUCCUAAAUC
Molecule: messenger RNA, 637 nt
Organism: Diprion similis
Lineage: Eukaryota; Metazoa; Arthropoda; Insecta; Hymenoptera; Diprionidae
Product: selenoprotein K-like
Exons: 4
Coding region: 197-493 (98 amino acids)
Source: RefSeq, a predicted model, not a curated record